Saccharomyces eubayanus is the source of this 1716-nucleotide messenger RNA. It is a transcript of the gene NSE5, whose product is annotated as Smc5-Smc6 complex subunit NSE5. The transcript has a single exon. The record is from RefSeq and is a predicted model, not a curated record. Bases 1 to 1716 code for a protein of 571 amino acids. NCBI's taxonomy places the organism in Eukaryota, Fungi, Ascomycota, Saccharomycetes, Saccharomycetales, Saccharomycetaceae.
AUGGCGGGAAUACGAAGGCAAUCGCGAGUAAAUGGCGAUUGUGGUGGUAAUCUGGGUAUGGAUGGCGCGUUAAUAAGUUCUGUUACGUACGUGAGGCCGCGGGAAGGUGCGCAUUAUUUUGUAGAGCUCACUGAGAGACAUUUGCUCGUGUUCGAGAUGUUGAAUUCCAUGUGUCUCUUGGAGAACUAUGACCAUAUGCUGUUAUUUUUGGAGUGUCAGUUGGGCAAAUCUCACAAUCUGGCGGUCAUCCCCUUUGAUAUCAUAUUGGUUCUUUUCACGUUAUCAACUUUGUCUGAAUAUUAUAAAGAGCCGAUGUUAAGGGCGAACGAUCCAUAUAACGUGACGAGAGGAACAUUGAGCAAGAGAGCUUUGAAAAUGCUGCAAAAAUAUCUCGUCAUUUUAAAAGAGUUUGAUACUGAAGAGUACAAUCUGCAUGAUUUAGAAUUGCUGCGAUGUCAAUUUUUCCUGGCAAUCGAUACGCUGACACCAAAAAAGCAAAGGUGGACUUUUGAUAGGUUUAGGAGAGUAAAGUCCGAAAAUGGGGUGGUUUAUAAACAAAAUGCUAGUGCAGACCCUGACCUUGACCCAAGUGAGACUAUAAAAAACCCUUAUAGGUCCUAUAUUAGUUGUCUAGAGCAAACUCACACCGUUCUGGGAAAUCGCUUAUUGAAUUUGAAACUAAGCGAGCCCGGGGAAUUCAUCAACAUGAUUUUAUGGACGCUGUCCAACUCAUUGCAAGAAAGCACGCCGCUGUACCUAUCAAGUCAUGAAAUAUGGAUGCCCUUACUGGAGAUGAUCAUCGAUCUGUUUAAUGCUAGACAAGAUUACUUUAUACAGCAUGAAAUUACCCGAAGUACAGGCAAGGCCUUGUUCAUUCAGCGCUUAUCAGAGAGUCCUUUGGCCAUUUUCUUUGAGUCCUUGAAUACAAGGAAUUUUGCCAAUAGAUUUUCUGAAUACGUGUUUCUAAAUUGUGAUUACAAACUACCGUCAGACAGUUACGCGACACCGGUCCAUCCCAUAUAUCAUGGCGAAAAUACUAUGGUUAAUACAUACAUUCCCAGAUUUGAGUAUAGUCGCCUGUACAAAUCGCAAAAAUCAUUAGCAUUGCGAAGGAAACUUAUUGGAUCAUGUUUCAAACUAUUAUUAAAGGUACCAGAUGGUCGUAGAUUAAUUACUCCAAGAAUCAUUGCGGAUGAUAUCAUCCAGGGAAUCUCACGAACGCUCGCCUCUUUCAACGAUAUCUUGCAGUUCAAAAAAUUCUUCAUGACCGAAAACUUGUCACAAGAGUCAUAUUUUAUACCCUUAUUAGCCGAAGGUACGCUAUCCGAGAUAUCCAAAGACACGCAAGACUGUGUUAUUAUCCUGACAUUGGUGGAGAAUCUAUCGGAUGGCGUCUCAUUUUGCAAUGAGGUUAUUGAUCUAGUCGAGCUGGAUUGUUUUGCAUUUACCGAACAAAGUACUAAGAUGUCAUACGAAGAAUCAUUCUUAGUUAUUGAAAAAUGUGACGUAUGCUUACUGGUCCUUUUACGAUAUCUUCUGCAUUUGAUUGAUAUUGAAACAAUAACAGGAGCCAAGGGAGCACUAAGAAUGUUAAAAGUAAUUGAAAAAAAUGAUUUGAAAAGGCAGCAGUGGGUUAAAUCACUGGAUUUGGGAAUUGAACCGCCUUUAUUGUAUCCUACGGCUUCCAAAAUGUUCACUGUUCACCUUAGGAUGUAA